Messenger RNA from Aspergillus ibericus CBS 121593, 180 nucleotides. RefSeq lists its product as uncharacterized. The transcript is spliced from 2 exons. The record is from RefSeq and is a predicted model, not a curated record. Lineage: Eukaryota; Fungi; Ascomycota; Eurotiomycetes; Eurotiales; Aspergillaceae. Bases 1 to 180 code for a protein of 59 amino acids.
AUGGAACACACCACCCAAUCCAACGCCAUGUCCACCCUCAACAUGAACCCCGAAUACUCCGAAGAGUACGAAGACAGGCCCCUUCCUCUAAAGCUAUACGGCGAAUGGGACGACGAAGACGACUUGAUAAUCAAACACAAGCUCGAAUCUCUCGUCAACGGCGACAUCACACCCUACUAA